Limanda limanda (common dab) is the source of this 1380-nucleotide messenger RNA. It is a transcript of the gene rdh1, whose product is annotated as retinol dehydrogenase 1. Lineage: Eukaryota; Metazoa; Chordata; Actinopteri; Pleuronectiformes; Pleuronectidae. The record is from RefSeq and is a predicted model, not a curated record. The transcript is spliced from 7 exons. Bases 234 to 1253 code for a protein of 339 amino acids.
ACAUAUUGUAUCAAUGACCAUAAUCAACAUUUGCUCUGCAACCUUUGGGUCGAGUUGCAGUGUUUUCAGACGGAAUCUGAGCCACUUAUGGACCUUGAGUCUGGAGACGAACCGAAGUCAGACAGACUUAAGUUUCUCGCAGAGGGUCCAGUGUUGACUGAGACAGGAUCUUCACCGCAUUUGAUACAUUUUCUGGAUCAGGAAGACACACCUCUAUCAGAGCAACUGCAACCAUGGUGUCAAUCGAGAGUUUAACCACAUAUAUAUUCGAGGUAACCCUGCCACAUCUGGUCUUAACAUCUGCUUUACUUCUGGUCGCUCUCGCUGCCAUUCGCUGGUACAUCAGAGACUGCCAAAGGGUCAGGGGCCUCGGCCAGAAGCACGUGUUGAUCACAGGCUGUGACAGCGGCUUUGGGAAUCUGCUGGCCAGACAGCUGGACAGACAAGGUGUCCACGUGAUUGCAGCUUGUCUCACAGAGAAAGGUGCAGCCGAUUUGGCAGCGGCGGCCUCGUCCAGACUGAAGACCCUCCUGCUGGAGGUUACAGACAGUGAGAGCAUCAGGAGGGCGGUGGAGUUUGUGAGCAGAGAGGUCGGAGAGCGAGGUCUGUGGGGGCUGGUGAACAACGCCGGCAGGUCCAUACCCAUCGGUCCAGUAGAGUGGAUGGAUCUGCAGGACUUCACAAAGGUUUUGGAUGUGAAUCUGAUCGGAGUCAUCGAGGUGACGCUCCAGACUCUGCCGCUGCUGAAGAAGGCCCAGGGCAGGGUGGUGAACGUGUCCAGCAUUCUGGGCAGACUGUCUAUGAUUGGUGGAGGUUACUGCCUGUCCAAAUUUGGAGUGCAGGCCUUUUCUGACAGCCUCAGGAAGGAUAUGAAGGCCUUUGGUGUGAAAGUGAGCAUCAUCGAGCCUGGUUUCUUCAGAACAGCUGUGACCCGGCUGGAUCUCAUAGAGGCCGACCUGAGGAGGCUGUGGACUCGCCUCCCUCAAGAUGUUCAAGCCUCGUACGGACCCACGUACCUUGAAGACUAUGUGAAAGCCCAGAGCUUCUCCAUGGGUUUACUGUGCAGUCCAGACCUCUCCAAGGUGACCGGGUGCAUGGAGCACGCGCUGACGGCUCGAUUUCCUCGGGCCCGUUACAGCGCCGGCUGGGACGCCAAGCUCCUCUGGAUUCCUCUGUCCUAUCUGCCAUCAUUUGUUUCAGACUUUGUCAUCAACAUGCUUCUUCCUUCGCCCAAAGACACAAGAAACAUGUAGAGGACAAGCUGUAUAUUAAAACCACUGACCCGUGGUACCCACAGAUUUUGACCGUGAGUGGUGUAAAUGUAUGAAAACAUGAGAAUAAAGACAUCCAGACUUUGCUACAAAAUAGCAAAUUUAUUCA